Sinocyclocheilus grahami is the source of this 486-nucleotide messenger RNA. Its product is annotated as tripartite motif-containing protein 29-like. Gene Ontology annotation, molecular function: zinc ion binding. The annotation marks the transcript as partial. The record is from RefSeq and is a predicted model, not a curated record. The transcript is spliced from 3 exons. NCBI's taxonomy places the organism in Eukaryota, Metazoa, Chordata, Actinopteri, Cypriniformes, Cyprinidae.
AUGCUGGCUGAAGUGGUGGAGAAACUGAAGAAGACCAAACUCUCUGCUGACUGUGACGCUGGAGCUGGAGAUGUGCAGUGUGACGUCUGUACUGGAAGAAAAUACAAAGCCGUCAGGUCCUGUCUGGUGUGUCUGAACUCUUACUGUCAGAAUCACCUCGAACAACAUGAGAGUUGGUUUAAAGGAAAGAGACACAAUUUGACUGAAGCCACUGGACGACUGCAGGAGAUGAUCUGCCAGAAACAUGAGAAGCUCCUCGAGGUUUUCUGUCGCACUGACCAGAAAUGUAUAUGUGUGCUGUGUACGAUUAUUGAACAUAAAAACCACGACAUUGUAUCAGCUGCAGCACAGAGGACAGAGAAACAGAAGCAGCUGAAGGAGAUGCAGAAGACGUUCCAGCAGAGAAUCCAGCAGCGAGAGAAAGAUCUUCAGCAGCUGAGAGAGGCUGUGGAGUCUCAUAAGCGCUCUGCACAGACAGCAGUGGAG